Molecule: messenger RNA, 1950 nt
Organism: Cynara cardunculus var. scolymus (artichoke)
Lineage: Eukaryota; Viridiplantae; Streptophyta; Magnoliopsida; Asterales; Asteraceae
Product: ribosomal protein L11 methyltransferase
Exons: 7
Coding region: 615-1784 (389 amino acids)
Biological process (GO): peptidyl-lysine trimethylation
Cellular component (GO): mitochondrion
Molecular function (GO): protein-lysine N-methyltransferase activity
Source: RefSeq, a predicted model, not a curated record
UUUACUAAUAUGGGGUUGGUACGAUUCUUAUUAUGGAAGAACAACUCCAUUUAUACGAAGAAUCCCAAAUAGAAAAUGGAUAAAAGAUGCAAAAUUGAAACCAAAAUCCUUUUUAGGCAUAUAAUCAAACAGUUGGUGACCAUAAAGCAAAAAAAAAUGAUAACCUCUGGUACCAAGAAGAAUGCUAGCAACGAACCCAUCAUCUCGUUUGAUCCUUGAUUUUCUUUUUGAGCUUUGAUAGACGCUUCUAUUAACUCGAAGACUCGAAGAAUUAUUGCAAAAUCUUUUUCACGCAUAGUGUCAAACAGAAGAGACCAAAUUCCCACCUGAUUUGAUUUCUUCAGGAUGAAGCAUCUUCUGCAACUUGGGUAUGGCUGAAUAGAGCACCAAUGCUGCAAAUUGAGGAAAAAACCAUGGCAGACUGGGUUCUGUGGAGUCUUUCCGGUGAUGGAGAUGAGUGGAUCAUGGAGAUGGCGAUGUGGACCGACUGGGUGCGUUUUUUAAGUGUUGAUUGACGCCAUGAAAAUGUACUGCGAUAAGAUUUUUGUGUUAUUUUCUUGGUUAAAUAUUUCUCUUUGCCCCCUCGGUUAUCUGACCUCAGGCGCUUCUACACCAUGUCAAUGCUGCUGGCUUCUUUCCGUAGUCAUUUCUUCAAACACUUGGCGUGCACUUCCUUCUCAUCGAUUCGCAACACUUCAACGCUCACUCAUGGAUCCACUUCUAUGUUAAUUGGUUCCACCAGAGAUUAUCCAUCAAGAAAGUUGACAGACUUCUUGAAUUCCAAUCCAAUUACUGCAGCAUUCUCUACAUCUUCUUCUUCGGUUUCUGAAACUUCGACCAGUGGUUCAUACUUAACUGUGGACAUCCAAUGUCGUCAAGAUGUUGCAGAUAUGCUUUCAGAGGCGCUUUUAUGUUUUGGUGCAGCUUCCACAAGCAUGGUUGAACCAGACACCUGCAACUCUAGUGAUGAGAUCUCGUUUAGUUCGAUAUUUACUGUAAAUCAAGAUGUGCAUCGAAGUAUUUCACAAGCUGCCGACUCCAUAGGAUUGAAAGAAACACCUGUUUACAAAGUCACAGUCGGUUACCAAUCCGAUUGGAUUGAGAAUUCUCGGGAUUCUUUCCAUCCCAUUGAAGUUACGGAAGGACUUUGGAUUGUGCCCGAGUGGAUAACUCCCCCAGAUCUUGAAGCAACAAUUAUAAGUUUAAACCCUGGGUUGGCAUUUGGAACUGGAGACCACCCUACUACCAAGUUAUGUCUCUUGGUAUUACAUGGUUUAAUCAAAGGUGGAGAAAAGGUUUUGGAUUACGGCACCGGUUCCGGGAUUCUUGCAAUUGCGGCACUAAAGUUUGGUGCAGCCUCAUCAGCAGGGUUGGAUAUAGAUCCUCAAGCCAUUACAGCCGCACGCCAUAAUGCCGAUCUCAACAACAUAGGCCCCGACAAAUUGCAAUUGCAGCUUGUUCCUAAUAACACCAAUCCUUUGUCGACAGACGGAUGGCAAUGGGCAGCCAAGGCUAACGACGUUGAUUUAAAUGGCAUGGAAAUGAUCUUCGAGAAAGCGACAUACGAUGUGGUUGUUGCAAACAUUCUUUUGAACCCUUUGCUAGAUUUGGCAGAUGAGAUUGUUUCUUAUGCCAAGCCUGCUGCUGUAAUAGCUCUUUCUGGUAUCAUAUUGGACCAGGUACCGACUGUUGUAGAUCGAUACUCGAAUCUUUUGGAAGGCAUGACAGUGUCGAAAAUCGAUGAUUGGGCUUGCAUAAGUGGAAAGAGGAAGGUGAAAGAGUAGUUGAUGGUUAUAGACAUGAGAUGAGGUUUGGUUUGUUGAAACCAUUCAUCAUGAAUAUCCUGUCAACAUUUGAUGUGAUAAACAGUAACACAACAAAAAAUGUGAUGAAUUUGCUAUGUCACUAAAUAAAAAGUCUGCAGAAAUUUACAUCAAAUUUGGAGAAAAA